Messenger RNA from Acipenser ruthenus (sterlet), 2486 nucleotides. Its product is annotated as lys-63-specific deubiquitinase BRCC36. NCBI's taxonomy places the organism in Eukaryota, Metazoa, Chordata, Actinopteri, Acipenseriformes, Acipenseridae. Gene Ontology annotation, molecular function: metallopeptidase activity; polyubiquitin modification-dependent protein binding; cysteine-type deubiquitinase activity. Gene Ontology annotation, cellular component: BRISC complex; BRCA1-A complex. Bases 143 to 928 code for a protein of 261 amino acids. The transcript has 9 exons. The record is from RefSeq and is a predicted model, not a curated record. Gene Ontology annotation, biological process: double-strand break repair.
CUUGAGGUGUUCACAAGAAAGAGCUCCGUGUAGAACCCGAGCGAGUGUGACUGACUGGGGAAAAACAAAACAAACUCUCACUUUGUUACUCGCAUCCCUGUGCAAACACAAAUGUAAAAUAAAUCAGUGGUUGGAGUUCACAAUGGCUGUGAAAGCGGUGCACCUGGAAUCGGACGCUUUUUUGGUGUGUAUGAAUCACGCGCUGAGUACCGAGAAGGAAGAAGUUAUGGGGCUUUGCAUUGGAGAGGUUGACACAGGCAGAAUUGUCCACAUCCACUCAGUAAUCAUCCUGCGGCGGUCAGACAAGAGGAAGGAUCGUGUGGAGAUCUCUCCAGAACAGCUGUCUGCUGCAUCCACUGAAGCUGAGAGGUUAGCUGAAAUGACUGGACGGCCAAUGCGAGUGGUGGGCUGGUACCAUUCCCACCCACACAUCACAGUGUGGCCGUCGCAUGUUGAUGUGCGGACCCAGGCAAUGUACCAAAUGAUGGACCAGGGUUUUGUUGGGCUGAUAUUCUCUUGUUUCAUUGAGGAUAAGAACACAAAGACCGGGAGGGUGCUCUACACCUGCUUCCAGUCCGUGCAGGCACAGAAGGGCUCUGAGUACGAAAGAAUCGAGAUCCCAAUCCAUGUGGUCCCUCAUGAAACAAUUGGGAAGGUGUGCCUGGAGUCUGCCGUGGAGCUCCCCAAGAUUCUGUGUCAGGAGGAGCAGGAUGCUUACAGGAGAAUCCACAGUCUUGCUCACCUGGAUCUAAUAACAAAAAUUCACAAUGGCUCAGUCUUCACGAAGAAUCUUUGCAGCCAGAUGUCGGCUAUCAGCGGGCCCCUGUUGCAGUGGCUGGAGGACAAGGUGGAGCAGAACAAGCAGAAUAUAGCUGAGCUGCAGCUGGAGAAGGAGAGACUGACACUGGAGCUCACAGACCUGGACUGAGCAGGACAGCCGUGCUGGAUGUGUACAAACUAGCAGGACACUAUAAUGCUGCUGUGCAAAACACCUCCGAGCAGGGGGAGGAGACGCCAACAGAGGAGCAGCAAGGUUCUAGGACUACAGCCCAUGGAAAACUAGGCAACUUUCAGGGGACUGGUAGCACUUUGUAAUCAGUAUUCACUUCGUAGCUCCAGCCAUGGCUGUUCAGAUAUUGUAACUUGUGCACAAGGGAAAAUUACUUAGAAAUGUCACCUACAAGAAGUUUCUUAAGUUUCCAGAAAAAAAUGCCUGAAAGUUGCCUUGUUUUUCAUGGGAUUAACACACAUUUUGAGGGAUAAAAUCAUUUUAAUGGUAUAAAACUAGCAAGAAGCUACUCCUAAACAACAAUUUAAUUGCAUAUUCCAAUAAGAAACUAAGUGAGGGGGGCAAACAUUUUGGCCUUCUUCAGUGUACUAGCCAAAAGACUUGUCUACAAGACAGUUUCUUUACAAUUCGGAUUUAAGUUCUCAAUGCUUCUUCCUAGUUUUGUGCCAUUAAAACUGCUUUAUUCCACUUUGAAAAUCAGCUUUUUGCAUUUUAACUGGAUUCAAAAUAGGGUCCUGUGAGUCCUGUGUAAAGGACAACACCUACUAUUUGUAGUUCAGCUUGUAGUAGAGUUUUGUUGCUGAGAUAACAUUAAUACAGCAUUUUUCUCCAUGGCAGUAUUGAAAAGUGGAGUUUACAAUCACCCUGCUAUUUGAUUGUCCUUUAAAGGUUGUAAAUGUAAGCAACAGGCCAUGGGCUCAGCUUUUGAAAGGUUUUGUUCCAGGGUAACAUUUCUAAGCAACAAAAUAAUGGAAAUGUUGCUCUUCUCUUCGCUUGUUGGUUACAACAGGAAAUCGGCUGAUUUGAACUCUUCAGUUUACUCGACUCCUGAGGUUUUUGAUUUUUAGUUAAAAUUGACAGCAGAGGCAGGUCCAUUACCACUCUGAUAUCUGAACUAACAUGUGCCUCUCCAAACAGCAUAUCCUAAUUGCUAGCUGCUGUACCAUAGCUCUGCUUUACUGAAUGGACUAUUGAAAUCCAAUCUACAGCGUGUGAGUAGAUGUUAGCUAACUUAGCUUGACCUUGUUCAGUGGUAUAUUGGCUUUGAAAGCUGGGCCCCAUGUCUUCUGCUUUGACAUUACAAGUGAUUGUUUACGUCAUGCUGCUUGUGUUUUGAAUUUGAAUGCACUGAAUUUUGGUUGUUUUUGGGUAAGUUGUUUGUCUCCAGCCAAACAAAAAUACUGUAAAUCAACUUUGAAAUCAAUAUCCAAAUUUUGAAAUCUGAACAAACUCAGAAUUAGUUGUUAACUAAUUUCACGAGUUUUCACAUGGCCUUGCAGACAAUACAAACAAGGUGGCAGUUAUUUUGUUGCAUAUCAUUUAAAAAGAACAUAUACUUUCAAAGGUAAGGAACAGUGAUGUGUAAAAUAGGAUGCUGGUUGUGAAAUUAGUAAGUGUUUCAAUGCAAGCUUGUUAAAUGUUUUUUGUUUGUGAAAGUUACGCACUUUUAUGGAAAAUAAAAUCCUGAACUCCUGCA